Molecule: messenger RNA, 434 nt
Organism: Funneliformis caledonium
Lineage: Eukaryota; Fungi; Glomeromycota; Glomeromycetes; Glomerales; Glomeraceae
Source: the annotation of a GenBank genome assembly
AUGAUCAGGAGGGAAACCUCUAAAGUGAGACGACGAUUUGGGUUGAACUUUUUAAGCGAACUUACGGAAUCAGCUUGGACUUUUUCUCGAAACGGACUAGUGGAAUCGGCUUGGACUUUUUCUCGAAAUGGACUAGUGAUAAGUUUUUUAUGGGAAUCGGCUUGGACUUUCUCUCGAAACGGAUUUGUGGAAUCGGCUUGGACUUUUCUCGAAACGGACUCAUGGAAUCAGUUUGGACUUUCUCUCGAAACGGACUCAUGGAAUCGGCUUGGACUUUCUUUCAAAUCAGCUUGGACUUUUUCUUGUGAUAAGCUUUUAUGGAAAUCAGCUUGGGCUUUCUCUCGAAACAGACUUGCGUUUAACAUUGAAGAAAUGAUUUGCAAAAUUACUAAUUAUAAGGUUUUCGGAGAAUUGCCUUUACAAAGAACUUCUGU